AACGAAGACACAAUGACUACGGUUCAGAAAAUCAAAGAAAUCGAAGAUGAAAUGGCCAAAACCCAAAAAAACAAGGCCACCAGCUAUCAUCUCGGGCAGCUGAAAGCCAAGCUUGCGAAGCUUAGGCGGGAAUUGAUAGCACCAUCGUCCGGAAGUGGUGGUGGAGGUGGCGGAGUUGGUUUCGACGUUGCAAGAACAGGAGUAGCAUCCGUUGGAUUUGUCGGAUUUCCAUCUGUGGGGAAGUCGACAUUAAUGUCAAAAUUGACCGGUACACACUCCGAGGUAUCGGAAAUCGACUUCACCACUCUGACCACUGUUCCUGGAACUCUGAAAGUCCACGGAGCCCCCAUUCAAAUUCUUGACUUGCCGGGUAUCAUAGAAGGAGCCAAUGACGGUCGAGGUCGAGGUCGACAAGUCAUCGCCGUUGCACGUACAUGCAACCUCAUCUUCAUCGUUUUGGACGUUCUUAAACCUUUGGGCGACAAGAAAAUCAUUGAAACUGAACUGGAAGGUUUCGGCAUUCGAUUGAACAAGCGACCGCCAGCUGUACUUGUUCGUAAAAAAGAGCGCGGUGGUAUUGCUAUCACGAAUACUGUUCCUUUAACAAAAAUCGAUCAUGACGAAAUUAAAGCCGUCCUGAGCGAGUAUAAAAUUAACAAUGCGGAUGUUGCUAUUCGGGAACCCAAUGCAACUGCAGACGACCUGGUGGAUGUGAUAGAAGGAAACCGUGUUUACAUACCUGCUCUUUAUAUUCUUAACAAGAUCGACGCGAUAUCGAUAGAAGAGAUUGAUCUACUGUACAAGAUUCCGAAUUCUGUCCCAGUAUCGUCAAAAGAGUGGUUGAACAUUGACGAGCUGAUAGAUUCAAUGUGGAAAGCGCUGGACCUUGUACGGAUCUACACUAAACCACGAGGAUUGGCUCCGGACUAUAGUACUCCGGUUGUACUACGGCACGGAAAAUGUACAGUUGGCGACUUUUGUAAUGCUAUUCACAAGGAAAUCGCCAAGCAAAUGAAAUAUGCCGUCGUUUGGGGAUCAAGUGCGAAGCAUUCCAGAGGACAAAAAGUCGGUCUUGACCAUGUUUUAGAAGAUGAAGAUGUGGUUCACAUCUCUAAGAAAUGAAAGACUGUCUUGAGAGGGGGGCGUGCUACUAUGUUGUACCUUUUAUACUCCAAUACAUAUUCACUUUGAACAUAGGAGCUCGCUCUCCAGUUAUUAGAAGGGAAAACCGACACGGUCCCAUUGAGGAACAGCCAGGGCCCAUUAGAUGUGAUUGCAUACAAUAGUGAAGUUAAUCAAG
This is a messenger RNA of Lentinula edodes (shiitake mushroom), 1300 nucleotides long. RefSeq names its product P-loop containing nucleoside triphosphate hydrolase protein. Lineage: Eukaryota; Fungi; Basidiomycota; Agaricomycetes; Agaricales; Omphalotaceae. The record is from RefSeq and is a predicted model, not a curated record. Gene Ontology annotation, cellular component: cytoplasm. Gene Ontology annotation, biological process: cytoplasmic translation. The transcript is spliced from 14 exons. Gene Ontology annotation, molecular function: GTP binding; GTPase activity. Bases 13 to 1122 code for a protein of 369 amino acids.